Messenger RNA from Octodon degus (degu), 1224 nucleotides. It is a transcript of the gene Prnd, whose product is annotated as prion like protein doppel. Gene Ontology annotation, cellular component: membrane. Bases 56 to 592 code for a protein of 178 amino acids. Gene Ontology annotation, molecular function: copper ion binding. The record is from RefSeq and is a predicted model, not a curated record. NCBI's taxonomy places the organism in Eukaryota, Metazoa, Chordata, Mammalia, Rodentia, Octodontidae. Gene Ontology annotation, biological process: protein homooligomerization; intracellular copper ion homeostasis. The transcript has 2 exons.
ACUGCACAGCGCUGGCUCCAGCCCUCACAGCCAGAGGACGGCAGACUCCGCCACAAUGAAGACACCCCUGGGUGUGUGGGUGCUGGCCGUGGUCUGUGUGCUGCUCCACUGCCACCUCUCCCUGGUUGCAUCACGGGGCAUAAAGCACAGAAUCAAGUGGAGCCGGAAGGCUGCGCCCAGCCCGCCUCAAGUCACUGAGGCCCGUGUGGCCAUGACCCGCCCAGGGGCCUUCAUCAGGGAGGGCCGCAAGCUGAACAUCGACUUCGGAGCUGAGGGCAACCGGUACUACGAGGCCAACUACUGGCAGUUCCCAGACGGCAUCCAGUAUGACGGCUGCUCCGAGGCCAACGUGACCAAGGAGAUACUGGUCAGUGGCUGCAUCAAUGCCACCCAGGCGGCCAACAAGGCCGAGUUAUCCCGGGAGAAGCAGGGUGACAAAAUGUACCAGCAGAUCCUGUGGAGGCUGGUCAAGGAACUCUGCUCUGUCAAGCACUGUGAUUUUUGGUUGGAAAAGGGAGCGGGGUUCCGGGAGACUGUGAACCAGCCGGUGAUACUCUGCCUGCUGGUCUUCAUUUGGGUCCUCAUGAAAUAAGCCUGAAAGGAAGCCAGUAGCCCCUGCAAUGUGCCGGUGAGCCAACUGCAGUCACCCCAGGUCUCCCCUCACACCCAUCCUGUGUGUUCUGAAGGUACCAAAGAACAUAUUACCCCAAGAAUGCCCCCUAAUAUUUGUAUUCCUAUUUUACAUAUAGGGAAACUGAGGCCCAGAGAGGUGAAGCAGGUCACCCAGAGUCACACUGCUACAAAGUAACAGAACCAGGGCUCAACUAUAGCCUAGGUUUGCUUAUCCUGCUCUGCUCCUCUCAGGGCUGUCUUAUGGUCUCUCCAUGGCUCGUCAAAAGGCCCAAGCCCAACCAGAGCUCUAUUGGGAAACUGAGAUAUAGAUGUGACCAACUGCUGUGUGUUUUGAUAUCUUGGUGAAUAAGAGUUUAGUUUAACCCACGUGGUUAAACACAGAUAUAAUAAGGAAACUGACCUAAACUAGAUAGGAAGCGUGGCCAAGGUUCAGGAGCCAGGCUUUGAGGAAAUUCUGCCAAGCUGGCCCGGGGAGGUGAGAUCUGCAACAGGUCGCUGUGGCAUUAGGGUUCUGUUUCCCCAACAGCUCCAGUGCUUGCUGUUCCCUACCAGCAAAGAUCUGUGUACUAAGAAAACCAUUUUUAAAUGACA